AUGCAAGACACUGAAAGUACAAAUGAAUUGGUUAAUUGGAUUGAAGAAGCUAUUGCUAAGGAAUAUUUUAGAUAUUAUGAAUAUAAAUAUUUUAAUAAUAUUCAAGUAAUUGGUUCUGGAGCAUUUGGAAAAGUUUAUCGUGCGAGUUGGAAAAAUUCAGGACAAUACUUAGCGUUAAAAUCUUUUUUAAAUUUUAAUGAUGCCACUAUAAAAGAAAUUGUUCAUGAACUUAAGUUUCAAUUAAAAAUACAAUUUCAUGACAAUAUUAUUAAUUUUUAUGGAAUUACAAAAUUGGAACCAGGAUCAGAAAAUCAAAAUGAUUUAACAAAAGAGUAUUUGUUAGUAAUGGAAUAUGCUGAUUCCGGUACUCUUAAAGAUUAUUUGAAGAAAAACUUCAAUAAUCUUACCUGGGAUGAUAAGUAUAACUUAGCUUACCAGUUAGCCUGUGCCGUGUCAUGCUUACACAAUGAAGGAAUUGUACAUCGUGAUUUGCAUUCUUGUAAUAUAUUGAUUCAUAAAAAUACCAUUAAAUUAGCUGAUUUUGGAUUGUCAAGAAGAAUUGGUUCAUCAUCUAGUCAGUCAAAAAUUUUUGGAAUAAUUCCUUACAUUGAUCCAAAAAGAUUUAGUAGUCAAAGAAAAAAUAAAUCAGUACAGUCUAAUGAAAAUAACGAUAUUCACAAAUAUAAUGAAAAGAGCGAUAUUUAUAGUAUUGGUGUAUUAUUAUGGGAGAUAUCAAGUGGACGUCCUCCCUUUUCAACUGGAGAUGAUGAAUAUGAUAUUGAUUUGGCUAUAGAAAUUUUAAAGGGUCGUAGAGAAGAUCCUAUUCCUGAUACACCUGAUAAUUAUAUAAGACUUUAUACUGAUUGUUGGAAUGGUGAACCAGAUAAUCGUCCAACUAUAAACGAGGUGGUAAAAAGAUUAAGAGCAACGAUUACAGAUACAAACAUUAUAACAGAAAAUCAUCAAAUUAAAUCAGAUUUUCAAUCGUCAGAUAAACAAGAAUUUAAUACUUCAAGUGUCAGCAAUUCAUAUCAUGGGAAAUUAUCUCAAGUUAUUCAAAAUUUUGGUAAAAUGAAUACAAAAGAAAUAGUAUCUGCAAUAUCAACAAGUGAAGUAAUUAAUAUAAAUAAUUCAUCUAAAAAGAAUUUAAGUAUAAUAAUUAAUGAAAUAGUAACAUUCAUUUUUGAAUUAAAUAAUAAGGGCAAAAUGGUUUAUAAACAUGUUUUAGAUGAUUAUUUUAAUAAUCAUGAUAUAAAUUCAAAAGAAAUUUAUAAUUGGUUAUUAAAUAAUCAAAAUGAUUCGGAUUCUAUAUUUUUACUUGGAUAUUUUAAUUAUUAUGGAAUUGAAACCAAUGAAGAUCUUAAUCAAGCAUUUAAUUUAUUUAUUAAAGCAUCAAAACAAGGUCAUAUAUUGGCACAAUAUUAUGUUGGAGCAUGUUAUGAAUUUGAUAAUGGAACCAUAAAAAAUGAAAAUUUAUCUUUUGAAAAGGAUUUUAAAGAAUAA
This is a messenger RNA of Rhizophagus irregularis DAOM 181602=DAOM 197198, 1503 nucleotides long. RefSeq lists its product as uncharacterized. The record is from RefSeq and is a predicted model, not a curated record. Gene Ontology annotation, molecular function: protein binding; protein kinase activity; ATP binding. Lineage: Eukaryota; Fungi; Glomeromycota; Glomeromycetes; Glomerales; Glomeraceae. Gene Ontology annotation, cellular component: cytoplasm. Gene Ontology annotation, biological process: protein phosphorylation; signal transduction.